This is a messenger RNA of Fimicolochytrium jonesii, 1958 nucleotides long. RefSeq lists its product as uncharacterized. The record is from RefSeq and is a predicted model, not a curated record. The transcript is spliced from 3 exons. NCBI's taxonomy places the organism in Eukaryota, Fungi, Chytridiomycota, Chytridiomycetes, Spizellomycetales, Powellomycetaceae. The coding region runs from base 370 to 1905 and encodes 511 amino acids.
UGUUGGGUGGUGGUGGGAUGGGUGGACAGUUUGGUGGGAUGUGGGCGUGCGAGAUGCGGGGUGGGUUGUUCUUUUGUGCUUUUGGGUGGUGGCCUUUUGAGGGGAGAGUGGAGUCUGGAAGGGUCCGUCUGUGCAUCCAUGGCAGUCACGGAGGACGCGUGCAUACGAGGGUCAACGAACGCGUCGCCCAGUCUUCCCCAACGCAGACGGCCUCAGCAGCAAACGCAUAUUCCCACGCACAGAUACUCCCGGCGCUAUCACAGAACCCUAUAGCCAAGUAGCAGGGUCGCCGGCUUCUGUCUGGCUGCGGGCCACCACUACCCACUCCAUCACGCACACGCCGCACUCCGCCCAGGCAUCUUCGCAAGCAUGUUGGGCAAGAAAAAGGACAAACCCGGCUCCCAGCCCUCGGGAAAGGCAGCAAAGGCAAAGAAAUCUAUCAACGCUCUCAUCCUAGCGUCCGGAACGCUAGCAACCCCCUCCUUCCCCUCCUUCUUCCAAACCAUCAAAAUGCACCUCCGGCCUCGCACCAAAGCCGACAGUCAGCCCGUGGUGUUUAAUCCGACCAGUAUAUCCCAACACCAGCAUCAACAGCAACAGCAGCAGCAGCAAAGGGGAACGAAUGUACAGCCGCUGGGAGCGAAUAGGAGAGCGCAUAGCAUGAGUGUGCUGGCGACGGAGAAGGCCGUCAUGGAUGUGGGCAGGAGUGUUCCGGACGGGGCGAGAGGGCUGCCUGCGCCGGGAAGGAGUGGGAUUGCAGACGAAAUCAAGGCGAAGCCUAACGUCGUGGGGACGGAGACCAUAUCAAAUGCCGAGACAACGCACGCGUCAAAUCCAUCCAUACCCGCUGCUGCGACGUCCAGCGAUUCACCGCAUAAUGCACCACCGUCGCGGAUGCUAGCCAUCGCCAAAUCCGGAGACCCACCCCACCCCACCCCCACAACCUCAGACUCAGACGACCUCGACUUCGACGCCGAAUUCGGCUUCACAGACAUCUCCACCCCCACCCCUCUCAAAUUCGCCGACCCUCCCAUGCUCCUCACACCCCCACUUACCCCCCACCCACCCCUCGAGAUGCGUACCCCAAAGAAUCCCUCACAACCAAAAGCAGCCGACCGCAAAAUCUCUCCCCGCCGUCGCAUCCAAUCCGCCCCAACCGCCUCCUUAGCCUUACAGGACGACUCCCUCCUCCUCGACACGAACGAUGAGGACGACGACUGGGACGAGGACAGAUGGUUCGUGGCCUCUGUCAAAGCCAAAGCGUCGCGACAACUUGGGUCGGCUGCGGGACGAGGUGGGGGAAUGGUCGGCGCGAAUGACGAGGAGGAUGAGGAGAAACAGGGGAAUCUAGAAAGCUGGGACGCGGAUUUUGAUAACACCGACGCAGACGCAGAAACCGCGUUGAGGAUCCCAGACACCGUCCGCGAUCUCCAAUCCCACCUCAAAUCCGACGCCAUCAACCUCAAAAAAUUCGCCCUACACAUCGAAGACCUAAAACUCCUCCUCAACGACGCCCUCGACAUCUCCUCCGCCCUCCCUGCCCGCACCCUCUCCCACCUCCAAAAGCCGUACGCCCCCACCUUCGCCCGCGCGCACCUCCUCAUCGCCCUCGGAUCCUACGCCGACGACGGGGUGGACAAACUCACGCCCACCGACCACGACAUGUCGCUCCUUUGCGAGAUGUUGGUCACCGGUCCGGCGGGCGAUAAACGGGGCGGUGAUGGCCGGUUAAGCGAGGAAGCGGAGAGGGAUGUGAAACGGAUGAUGGUUGGCAAUGGGGACGUGUUGCAGUUUGGCGUGGAGCUGAUGCCGGCGUUGAUGAGGCAUAUGGGCCCUGUGAAGGAGGGGUUGAGGCGGUUUGUGGACGAGGUCAGGGGGGAGGUUGUGAGGGGUGCCGGGGUCUGAUGUGGGAGGUGGACUUUUCGAGCAGUGUUGACGGAAGAUGAAAGGAGGGACUG